Molecule: messenger RNA, 1053 nt
Organism: Plasmodium knowlesi strain H
Lineage: Eukaryota; Apicomplexa; Aconoidasida; Haemosporida; Plasmodiidae
Product: DNA repair protein RAD51, putative
Exons: 1
Coding region: 1-1053 (350 amino acids)
Biological process (GO): DNA strand invasion; reciprocal meiotic recombination; double-strand break repair via homologous recombination
Cellular component (GO): condensed nuclear chromosome
Molecular function (GO): ATP binding; ATP hydrolysis activity; DNA strand exchange activity
Source: RefSeq, a predicted model, not a curated record
AUGAAGGCUGCCAACGCGAGGCCAGAUGAGAUCCAAACAAUUUCUCAUAACAAUGCUGUGGAAGAAGUAGAAGAGGAGCCCCUGUACUCAGGGCCUUUGAAGAUUGAACAACUAUUGGCGAAGGGCUUCGUAAAAAGGGAUUUGGAGCUACUCAAGGAAGGAGGACUACAGACAGUGGAGUGUGUAGCGUACGCUCCCAUGCGAACACUAUGUGCAAUAAAAGGCAUAAGUGAACAAAAGGCUGAGAAGUUAAAAAAAGCGUGUAAGGAAUUAUGUAACUCUGGCUUUUGCAAUGCCGUUGAUUAUCAUGAUGCCAGGCAAAAUUUAAUUAAAUUCACAACAGGGUCGAAGCAGUUAGAUUCUUUACUAAAGGGUGGUAUAGAAACUGGAGGAAUAACUGAAUUAUUUGGAGAAUUUCGUACAGGUAAAAGUCAACUAUGUCACACCUUAGCUAUAACGUGCCAGUUGCCAAUUGAGCAAUCAGGUGGAGAAGGCAAGUGCCUAUGGAUAGACACAGAAGGAACUUUCCGUCCAGAGCGUAUUGUAGCUAUAGCCAAGAGAUACGGGUUGCACCCAACCGAUUGUUUGAACAAUAUAGCCUAUGCAAAGGCGUACAAUUGUGACCACCAGACAGAAUUAUUGAUAGAUGCAAGUGCAAUGAUGGCUGAUGCCAGGUUUGCUUUGUUAAUUGUCGAUUCAGCCACUGCCUUAUAUCGAUCGGAAUACAUAGGUAGAGGUGAGCUAGCCAAUAGGCAGUCUCAUCUGUGCAGGUUUUUAAGAGGCUUACAAAGAAUUGCCGACAUUUAUGGGGUUGCUGUUAUUAUAACGAACCAAGUGGUGGCGAAGGUCGAUGCCAUGAACGUGUUCGGAGGGAAUGAUAAAAUCCCCAUAGGGGGGAACAUCAUAGCGCAUGCUAGCCAAACGAGACUCUACUUGCGAAAGAGCAGAGGAGAAAGCAGGAUUUGCAAAAUUUACGAUUCGCCUGUACUUCCAGAGGCCGAGGCUGUGUUCGCUAUCACGGAGGGGGGCAUAGCUGAUUACGAGGAGAAAUGA